UAUUUCUGAUCGUGGGGAAUUUCGACUGCUAGCACAAAAUCACUGAUUUGACACCUUUACUCAAUUUCGAAGAACUUAACAACUUCUGAGAAUGUCGCUGCCAGAGAGGUAUGCUUUUAUUGCCGAGUGGUACGAUCAGAAUGCAGCCAUUAUGCGGUCAUACCAACUUCUAUAUUAUGCAUCAGAUAAUACAGUAGAAAUGUACGACAUCAAAAACAGAAGAAUAUUCCUGAAGCGUUCCAAAGUUGAGAAUCUUCGCUUUGAAGAUCUCUUUAUUGGAGGAACAAUCAACGUUCACUCUAGACAACUGAACCUCGUGGAGUAUGCUGAUGAGUUUACAAAGAAACAACUCAGCUCAAAGAAGGAAAAGACACUCGCUAUGAUCAAGCCUGACGCUGUUGCUAAGUUCGGUGCCAUUAUUGACAUGAUCUACAGAGGUGGGUUUCUCAUCGUCAACGCUAAAAUGACUAAGUUAUCAAGAAAAGACGCUGAGGAAUUCUAUCAGGAACACGUUCAGAGGCCAUUUUUUGAUAACCUGGUACGGUUUAUGACGAGUGGACCAUCUAUUGCCAUGGAGCUAAUGAGUAACAGUGCUGUAACAGAAUGGCGUAGACUACUCGGCCCGACCGAUAGUAGUAUGGCUCGCAGUGAGGCUCCUAAUAGUGUCAGGGCAAAGUUUGGCACAGAUCAAACACGGAAUGCAUGCCAUGGCUCUGAUGCUGUCGCCACCGGUCAGAGAGAGACAUCCUUCUUCUUCGCUGCCCCUGGGCGAUGGAGAAACACGGCCAAGUUCUCUGAAAGUUCAUGCUGUGUGAUCAAGCCGAGUGCAGUCCUGGAAGGUAAUGCUGGCCAGAUCAUGAUGGCCAUCAAAGAGGCAGGGUUUGAAGUAUCCGCCCUUCAGAUGUUCCAUCUAGAGAAAGCAAAUGCAGAAGAAUUCUUUGAAGUCUACAAGGGUGUUGUCGCAGAAUUCACGGAGAUGGUGCAAGAGUUAUGUUCUGGGCCUUGCUUUGCCUUGGAGAUCACUGGCAAAGGUCCGAACACAGCGGAUGACUUCCGUGAAUUUGUGGGCCCAGCCGACCCUGAGAUUGCCCGCACACUCCGCCCCAACACCUUACGCGCCAAGUUUGGACUGAACAAGAUCAAGAACGCAAUCCACUGCACUGACCUGCCAGAGGAUUGUCAGUUAGAGGUGGAAUACUUCUUCCGCAUCUUGGCCGAGUAGGAAUUUGCAUCUUCGCGUAUUUCGAGGGAAGCAAUUUGUGGUCGAUCAAUGCUGAUUCCUGAGCUUGGGUUGCAUUUACCGUGUCAAGAAACGCCUUUACAUGAGUUAAUGAGUUAAUGAGGUGUGUAUACAUGCCACGGCAUACAGCCGGGGUUUUGCGAUUCACGGUGAACAUAUCUAAUCCUUUCUAAAAAAGAGAACGCAAAAUCCCAGUGCAAUAAUGAGAAGAUUUGUUGACUUUUCUUGUUAAGUCGGGGUUUCACAACGAUGUGCGCACAAAUUAUUCAGCCGUUCUAAGAAAUUAAUCCCAGCCCUUGGCCUGGAAAAGUUUUGAAUUGCAUGUACACAUGUAUUUUGGCAUAGACAAUGGCAAGUUCAGCAGUUAGAAAUACUUCCCUCGAUAGUUAUACCUGUACAAAUUUCAACAUCAUGUAUAUAGCAACAUUAGACAUCAGUAACAAAUACAUUGUACAUACCUACUUGCAGGUGACGUGCAUUUUGUAUUCUCUUGUCACAUUAGAUGACCAGAACAAAGACUGUCCAUACUCUACAUGAUGGAGAGUUGGUUAGAGCAUGCACUCCCCGUUUUCGAUGAGAAACCAUUUCAAACCAUUCAAAUGCAUGGGUUAGAACUAAAUGGACAAUAUGCAUACUCUAUGGUAUGCAUUCAGCACAUGAUAUUAUAAUGCAGGCUAGCUGGGUUUUUCUGCUUUCAAAACCGCAUGGAUAAUAUUGAACGGUCAGACAGUAGGAGGGUUGACUGUGUAGAUGCAUUCACCACAUGAUAUAAUAAUGGAGUAUAUCAUGUGGGUACGCAUUGUCUUCAUAGUUCUGUGCUGACAUGUUCAAUCUGCACAGUAGAGUGAACAUACAUCUGGAUGGUCUCAAAUGGUUGAUAAAUUAACAUUCAUAAAUACCCCCAGACAGUUGUUCUACUCCGAUUGGUGGAGGGCGUGCCACGUGUGGGUGUUUAAACGGUUGAUAAUGAGCAGUGUUUAUAACCGGCUGGCUUGCGCGUGUCAUGUGGAACGCAAUUCCGUGUACACACAACCCACGCACAAUAGACUCUUUACAAAGUUUUUGAAAAAAUAACAUUUCAAACCUCAAA
Messenger RNA from Asterias rubens (European starfish), 2330 nucleotides. Its product is annotated as nucleoside diphosphate kinase 7-like. The record is from RefSeq and is a predicted model, not a curated record. The coding region runs from base 92 to 1222 and encodes 376 amino acids. Gene Ontology annotation, molecular function: ATP binding; nucleoside diphosphate kinase activity. Lineage: Eukaryota; Metazoa; Echinodermata; Asteroidea; Forcipulatida; Asteriidae. Gene Ontology annotation, cellular component: centrosome. The transcript has 9 exons. Gene Ontology annotation, biological process: UTP biosynthetic process; GTP biosynthetic process; CTP biosynthetic process.